CAGCCGGGCAUCGGACUCGGUGCACCUCCCUGGUGCGCGCUUCUCCGCGCGCGGCCCCGAUGCUGGACAUGAGCGAGACCCGCGCCCAGCCGCCCUGCAGCCCAUCUGGCACUGCUAGCUCCAUGUCGCACGUGGAGGACUCAGACUCGGACGCGCCGCCGUCGCCUGCCGGUUCCGAGGGUCUGGGCCGUGCGGCGGGCGCGGGGGGCGGCGGCCGGGGCGACGCGGCCGAGGCGGCGGACGAGCGCUUCCCCGCCUGCAUCCGCGACGCCGUGUCGCAGGUGCUCAAGGGCUACGACUGGAGCCUGGUGCCCAUGCCGGUGCGAGGCGGCGGCGGCGGUGCGCUCAAGGCCAAGCCGCACGUGAAGCGGCCCAUGAACGCCUUCAUGGUGUGGGCGCAAGCAGCGCGCCGCAAGCUGGCGGAUCAGUACCCGCACCUGCACAACGCGGAACUCAGCAAGACGCUGGGCAAGCUGUGGCGCUUGCUGAGUGAGAGUGAGAAGCGCCCCUUCGUGGAGGAGGCAGAGAGGCUGCGGGUCCAGCACAAGAAGGACCACCCAGAUUACAAGUACCAGCCACGCCGGAGGAAGAGUGUGAAGACUGGCCAGAGCGACUCAGACUCAGGCGCCGAGCUGGGCCACCACCCGGGCGGUGCUGUCUACAAGACUGACGCCGGCCUCGGUGACGCACACCACCACGGUGACCACACAGGGCAGACCCAUGGGCCGCCCACCCCCCCCCCCCCCCCCAAGACUGACCUGCACCACGGGGGCAAGCAGGAGCUGAAGCUGGAAGGCCGCCGCCUGGUGGACAGCGGGCGCCAGAACAUCGACUUCAGCAACGUGGACAUCUCUGAGCUGAGCAGUGAGGUCAUCGGAAACAUGGACACCUUUGACGUCCACGAGUUCGACCAGUACCUGCCCCUCAACGGCCACUCGGCCUUGCCCACAGAGCCAGGCCAGCCCGCGGCCGCCAGCUCCUAUGGAGGCACCACCUACUCGCACUCCGGGGCGGCUGGCAUCGGGGCGUCCCCUGUGUGGGCCCACAAGGGAGCCCCAUCGGCCUCUGCGUCGCCCACUGAGGCAGGGCCCCCGAGGCCGCACAUCAAGACGGAGCAGCUGAGCCCCGGCCACUACAGCGACCAGUCGCACGGCUCUCCGGGGCACACCGACUACGGCUCCUAUAGCGCUCAGGCCAGUGUCACCACGGCCGCCUCCGCCGCGGCCGCCAGCUCCUUCACCAGCUCACAGUGCGACUACACCGACCUGCAGGCCCCCAACUACUAUGGCCCAUACCCCGGCUACCCGUCCGGCCUCUACCAGUACCCCUACUUCCACUCGCCCCGCCGACCCUACGCCUCGCCCCUGCUCGGUGGCCUCUCCGUGCCGCCCGCCCACAGCCCCCCCAGUAACUGGGAGCAGCCCGUGUACACCACCCUGACCAGACCCUGAGGGUGCGGCCGCGUGGACGGGCUGCGGCCGAGGACAACCUUGAUCUCGGCAAAGAUAGAUAGACCUCCGAGGGCUUCCAGAAGGUGUGUGACGUGGGGAGGAGCCGCGGCUCCGUCAAGUGCCUGCUGAGGUACGCGGGAAGCCAGGCUUUGUAAACGAGUCCCCUCUGCUUCCAGACUUCCAAACUCCUGUCCAUGGACAAAGCCCUCCUUCCCUUCUCGCUCUCUUUUUGCGGGGACUGCGACUCUGACGGACAGUCACUGGGUCCCUCUUCCGAGCAGACGCCAGCGUCUGGGUUUUGCACCUCAGUGUCUGCAAAGCAGCAGCCACAGCACAAAGGACAAAAGGAGGGAAGAGGUGUGGGGUCUCCAGGCCGCCCGUGUUCCAAGGUCCUGGCCACCCUUGGCGCUGAGAACUCCCCGAGACCAAUGGAUGACGUUCCUGAGGCUGGUCAUCACCCGUCACCCACAGCCUGGCGGGGAUGUGUCCGCGGGAGCACCUCUUGGGACCAGCUCAUUAGACCUGAGGUGUUCCUUGUAGUUAGGGUUCUUCCGAGCAAGGUUUGGCUGUGAUUAACACUUCUCUCUUUUUAUUUUAUUUUUUUAAUUUUUAUUUUUGAAGCUUCAAUGUGUUUGAUUUGUUUUGAAAGCUGUUAAAAUGUAUUUAUGUUCUGUAUUAUUUUAUCUUUAAUUAAUGAAGUAAUCUGUGCAGAGAGCAGAAUUUAAGACAAAACGGAAGCCGCAGAGCUGAGGGUGAG
Molecule: messenger RNA, 2208 nt
Organism: Aethalodelphis obliquidens (Pacific white-sided dolphin)
Lineage: Eukaryota; Metazoa; Chordata; Mammalia; Artiodactyla; Delphinidae
Gene: SOX8
Product: SRY-box transcription factor 8
Exons: 3
Coding region: 60-1451 (463 amino acids)
Biological process (GO): negative regulation of transcription by RNA polymerase II; morphogenesis of an epithelium; enteric nervous system development
Cellular component (GO): nucleus
Molecular function (GO): RNA polymerase II cis-regulatory region sequence-specific DNA binding; DNA-binding transcription factor activity, RNA polymerase II-specific
Source: RefSeq, a predicted model, not a curated record